GGCUUAAGCGCUUAGAAAACAAGGAUUUAACUAAGAAAAAGGCGAACAAACGACACGGACUGUGUGUUUUCGGCUUAUUGCAGGCGAAUAGCUGUGAACCAUGACAAAGGACACGGAGAUCGACAUGAAGGAGGUGGAGCUGAAUGAGAUGGACCCGGAGAAGCAGCCCAUGACGGGUGAUGGUCAGACCGGGGAGAAGAACGGCACCAUUAAACUCAAAGUCCCAGAAGAUGAGGUCACGUUCACCGGGCUGUCCAAAGAGGAGCUCAUGAAGGUUGCUGGGACUCCUGGAUGGGUGCGCACUCGCUGGGUGCUGCUGAUCCUCUUCUGGCUCGGCUGGCUCGGCAUGUUGGCCGGAGCCAUCGCGAUCAUUGUGAAGGCUCCUCCCUGCAAACCCAUCCCCGAAAUGAACUGGUGGAACGAGGGGCCGCUGUACCAAAUCUCUGACCUGGAAGCAUUCUCUGAUGGACUGGAAGGUGUGGAGGCCAAGUUGGACAACAUGAACCAGCUAAAGGUCAAAGGUCUCAUCAUAGGCCCUCUUCACACGGUCCAAGCCGACCAGCCCGCCACCCUCAACCUCAAACUCAUCGAUCCCAGCCAGGGCUCGGAGGCCGCCCUGCUGUCCGUGGUGAACAAGGCUCAAAAGAAGGGUAUUUCUGUGAUUCUCGACCUGACUCCGAACUACGAGGGAUCAUCUCCCUGGUUCUCUGAAAAUGCUGAUGCUGAUUUGAUUGAAAAAGUCAAGGACGCAGCUGAGUACUGGUUGAAAUUAGGCGUGGAUGGCAUCAAAGUGUCCGAUGUCACUGUCCCGGCUCAGUCUCCGGAUUGGUCCAAACUGGCGGCCGUCGUCCAGGGAAACCGCACGGAGGGCACCAAGAACAAGCUGCUGAUGGGUGUGGCCAAAGGAAUUUCACCUCCAGAUGUUUCUCAACUUGUGAACACCUCAGGCAUCGACCUGCUUCUGUCCGACCUGCUCACCACGCAGAACGCUGUGAUGGAGAAGCUCACCAGCAUGGACUUGCUCAGUGAACUGAAGAUGCAGUUGGGAUGGGGAGUGGGCGCGGCUCAGGGGGAACAGCUGACCAAUCAAAUCUCAGCUCCAGGACUGACCCGCCUCUACCAGCUCCUGCUCUUCACGAUGCCCGGGACGCCUGUGUUCACCUACGGAGACGAGAUCGGCCUGAUGGGACAGGGCGGAGCUUCUCCUAAAAUGGUUUGGGACAUUGAAAAGGAACCAGCAGAGGGCAGCGUUAACGAGACGGCCGAGGCUAUUCGUAAGGAGCGAGUGGAGACUAGAAAAUGGUUCAGAUCUCUGAGCGACUUGAGGGGGAAGGAGCGCUCUCUGCUCCACGGCGACUUUUACAGACUGGAGGCUUCCAACGAGGCGCUGUCCUUCCUCCGACUGUGGGACCAGAGCGAUCGUUUCAUCACAGUCCUCAACUUCGCCUCCGCUCCAGAAACCAUCACGCUCAAACUUCAAGCAACAGAAGGAGUGGAGUUACCAGAACAAGCCAAAGUCCGGCUCUCCACUGAUCCAGAUCUAGAGCCGGAGACGAUGUUGGACCUACACUCCAUCAAACUGGGGCCCGGACAGGGGGUCCUCCUGCAGUUCCCUUAUGUGGCGUAAAGAGGGCGCUGUCACACAGAAGAGAUUACACAUAGAUGAGUUCAUGAUGCAAAAAGAGCGAGAAGAAAUGGGAAGAUAAAUGUGUCAUAAACAAACUUCACUUCUGAACUAAGGAAAUCAGUCUCAAGUAUUUUAUAAGAAGCACUCCGUUUGAGUCGAAUACGUCUACGACUUCGUGAAACAUUCCAUUCCUGUUGCUAGGUCUGUCACGAUGGCACAUUUUGAAGCUACACAGAAAUACGAUAAUGACACUACAUGUAUUUAUUGUGACAGACCUACUUCUUGGGCAUUUCUAUUUCUUUUUUUUUUCCAUUUUGUAUUUGGCCUUGUUAAGAAUUUGGCUUGUCUAGUUUUACUCGGGUGGUUGAGGGUUUUGUAAAUUGAACUUUGAGUGUUGGUGAAAAAAAAGUUACAAUGCAGUUUUUGUCCAAGUCAAUGUGGAAACUAAACAAGUGAUGAUGAAGAAGAAUAAACAAGUUCUCCUCUCUCUACUUCUGUCUGUCGUAUGUGUCCAAACCAGACUGUUUAACCUGCUGGCCUCCGCGUUACCAAUCAAAAGUGAGCAUGGACGCACUUCCGGCUCUGACUCCACGGCUCCAAUUCACUUUACACUGGAAAAAAAUGUCACUAUUGAUGAAACUUACAGCUCUUUUAUGGGAUUUGUUCAUUUAAAAAGCCGUUUAAAAGACAGAAGCCAAUGUGGGAACUCAUUUUAACAACAAACUAAUCAGAGACGAGGCUUAAAUGUGUUUAAACUGGUUCAAACUGAGAGUGGAGUGAGUUUACGCUUUGGAAUUAUGCAAAAUCGACCUAAAAUGUUCCACUACAAUAAUAAUAAUGAAAAAUCAAGCUGUUAUUAUGAUGCCAAAUAUAUUUUUCGGUGUAAAAAGUUGUGCUCCUGUGAUGAUUCUUGUUUUGUUGCAGCGUUAAUCAGGAUAAAAGUGCAUACAAAUCUGCAAAAAAUCGAUUCUUUUACAAAAAACAAGAUCCGAUUCUAGCUUUUCUCAUUAAGGAACCGUUCAGAAGAUCCGAUUCUUUCAUGAAUUGUCACCUCUCGCUCUGUAAUGAUCUUAUUUAUUCAGUUUAAAUGUUUCUAAACUAUAAAAAUCCCAUGUAAUUCCUCACGUUAACUACUUACUUUUGAAAUGUUUUAAACGACGAUAAACCGUUGAAAUUGCAGUAAACGUUUCUGCCGUAUUUCGAACUUUUUAUCGUCUACAUUUGGUUUAAGUUAAAUUUAGUGAUGCCACAAACAAAGCAGCUUCUUUGAAAAGGGGAAUAUGCUUCAUGUCAAAGCUCUGCAGCGUUUCAAAGCAGAUCUGUGGCCGACGCGUGUUUCCCAUAAAGACGCCGCCAAGAAACGGUUUUAAACUUUGAAUAAACUCAAUGACACAGACGCCAUUUUAAUCCCACAAUAAUAUGACGAUCUGGAUUAGAUAAAAGUUUGUUUAUUGAUUAGAUAAUAUUUAUUUACAUGCAGGAAUUUGUCUUUAAACUGAGAAAUCACAAUAACAGAUUUGAAGUUUGAAGUAAAUAUAGACAAUACACGAUAAUACCGAAACUAAUUUAUGCCACGGACAC
Molecule: messenger RNA, 3208 nt
Organism: Periophthalmus magnuspinnatus
Lineage: Eukaryota; Metazoa; Chordata; Actinopteri; Gobiiformes; Gobiidae
Gene: slc3a2a
Product: solute carrier family 3 member 2a
Exons: 11
Coding region: 101-1627 (508 amino acids)
Biological process (GO): amino acid transport; carbohydrate metabolic process
Source: RefSeq, a predicted model, not a curated record